Messenger RNA from Prinia subflava (tawny-flanked prinia), 4879 nucleotides. RefSeq names its product OMA1 zinc metallopeptidase (gene OMA1). Gene Ontology annotation, molecular function: metalloendopeptidase activity. Gene Ontology annotation, biological process: mitochondrial protein processing; protein quality control for misfolded or incompletely synthesized proteins. Lineage: Eukaryota; Metazoa; Chordata; Aves; Passeriformes; Cisticolidae. Gene Ontology annotation, cellular component: mitochondrial inner membrane. Bases 161 to 1756 code for a protein of 531 amino acids. The record is from RefSeq and is a predicted model, not a curated record. The transcript is spliced from 9 exons.
GCCCCGCCUGAGGGAAGGGACGCGGGGCCCCGGCGGCCGCUGCAGCGGCGCGGCCCCCGUUCCGCCUCCCGCUCUCCGCCCCGGCUCCGUAUCGAUAGCGGCUCCGCGGUCCGGCCCCUCCGCCGCCGCCUCCCGCGGUGGGUAACUAACCAAAGAAGUUAUGAAUUUCAUCUGUGGUCUAAAGCUGUCGGGCAGGAAUUGUAUUUUGUCUCAUUUGGCUUCUUUGUGCAAGCAGGGGAAGUGCAAUAAUCUCUCCAGGUCUUACAGAGGAUGGUGCCGAACUCAGGGUGACAGAAACACAUGCCAAUGGUUGGAUUUGAGUGGAAAUACGAGAAACUGUUUUUUGACUGGAAACCCUGACUGCUGUAGAAACAUCAUUGGUAGAGGACUGAGAUGUUUUUCGGAUGUCUCACAUAGAAGUGGACAGCAAGUGGACAGGAAUGCACACCAUAAUUCGGGAAGAUUGUGCUCCCAGUCUUCUCAGCCACAGGGGGAGAAGAUCCCAUCCCUCCUCAUCAGUUCUGCAGGGCAACCCCCACAUCACUUUCCUGCUUGGAGCAUUCAGAUCAACAGGUCUUUUCACACAUCACCGUCACUGCAGGCUGCACCAGUUCCUCUUUUCUGGAUUCUUGUGAAGCCAGCUCAGAAAUUAUUUGCCAUCAUUCUUGGCAGGAGCAUAAGAAAAUGGUGGAAGGCACUUCCUCCUAAUAAACGGGAACUCUUCAAAGAAAGUGCCAGAAAAAACAAAUGGAAGAUCCUGCUGGGUGUCAGCAGCUUAGGAAUUGUAUUUGUCAUGUUUUAUUUUACCCACUUGGAGGAGACACCCAUCACUGGGCGUGCUCGACUGUUGGUGUUUGGCAAAGAGCAUUUUAGGGAACUGUCACAGAUGGAGUAUGAUAUGUGGAUGGAGCAGUUCAAAGAUCAAAUGUUACCUGAGACAGACGCACGCUACCGGGUUGUGGAGAGAGUUGUUGGGCAUUUGUCUGAAAGCAACAAGGACGUCCCCCAAGUCUCAGCUCUCCAGUGGGUUAUCCAUGUGGUGGAUGAGCCAGGUGUAAAUGCUUUUGUGCUUCCAAAUGGUCAAGUGUUUGUUUUUACUGGGUUGCUGGAUGCAGUUUCUGAUAUUCAUCAGCUGUCAUUUAUUUUAGGACAUGAAAUAGCUCACGCUGUGCUGGAACAUGCAGCAGAGAAAGCCAGCCUGGUUCACUUCUUGGAUUUUCUCUCCCUCAUCUUUCUCACUAUGAUUUGGGCCAUCUGUCCUCGGGACAGCUUGGCAGUUGUUGGCCAGUGGAUUCAGAGCAAGUUGCAGGAGUUCAUGUUUGACAGACCCUACAGCAGAACCCUGGAGGCUGAAGCUGAUAAAGUGGGACUUCAGUUUGCAGCAAAGGCCUGUGCGGAUGUCCGCGCCAGCAGCGUCUUUUGGCAGCAGAUGGAGCUGGCAGAGACCAUCCAGGGGCAGCCCAAGCUGCCCGAGUGGCUCUCCACACACCCCUCCCAUGAAAACAGAGCUGAGCACUUGGACCGCCUCAUCCCAGAGGCUCUUAAAAUAAGAGAGAGCUGCAAUUGCCCAUCUCUUUCUGGACCAGAUCCUCGUCUUAUUUUCAGACUUAACAUGCAACAUCUCCUGGAAUCAUCUAAAGGUCGAGAAGCCCCAAAUUCUACAAAGCAAGAUCCCUCAAAACCAAAACUGGACUUUCCUCACACUCAAAAAGUGGAAGAUAUGCCAGUGACUUUUGCAGUUAAACCCACAAACUGAUGACAUUAAUUUUCACUUUUUAUGGAACUGGUGGUCCCUGAAGGUCUGUCUUAUAACACAAAAUUGUCUUUGAACCAUGAAGAAGAUGUAGCCACUCAGAUUCUCCAUUUCUUUUAUGUGAUCUCUCACUCAAAGCAAUAAGGAACCAUGCCCACACAAGAAGAGCAGCGUGUUGAAGCAGAAAGUUUCUUAUUCAUUAAGAGUUACUAAAAUAAAUCACUUCUCAGGGGAAAGAUAAUCUCAUACAAUCCAGUCACACAGUGUAAUUUUCAGCUUUAUCAGGCUCACCUUGAUCAGAGGACAGAUGAGCCAGAAGCGUCCCUAAAGCAGAGGGAAAAGUACAAUUUUCAUCACUUAAGUUGUCUGGUUUAUCUUGCCAUAAUUUGGGUUAGAUCUACUCAGCUUCAUUUGAGAAAUAAUGAGAAGAGCUUACUGCCUGCUCCACAUUCAGGGUGUUUAAAAAUAUUAAGCUGAGAAGAGAUAAUAGCUAUGGGCUAGAUACACCCUCACUUAAUUAGGUGGAUUUACUGCUGGGAUUUUGCUUCUUUCUGAGGCAUUUUAGAAUGUGGAUUGAUUCAACAUUUUUCUUCAAACUAACCUGAAAGGGCUGCACCAAGUUCAGUUUUAAAAAAAGGAGUAAAAUAAUUUUCAGGGGAUUCUUCCUUCUGAAAGAGGCACUGAAGAAUCAUGGUAGCACCAGAUGCUUUACAAAGAUGCCUCUUGUCUUUUUUAAGUGAUCAGGGUGCCUCAUCAGAGGGCAGUUUUGCUGCCUCAACAUUUGAUUUGGUUAUAUCCAUUUGGCUAGAAAUGGUUGCUGAUGUGGAGUGUAUUACAUAGGAGACAAAUACAAGGUUUCUUGACUGCACAGCUUUUGCAGAUGAUUUUAUCAUGAAGGUGACUUCUCAUCAGGAAACUGGCAUCUAAUGCUGAGCAUCCCUCCCUGCCUUCAUUCCCUCCUUUUGAAGCCACCCUUUUUAUACCAUGGAGACAAAUAUGGACAAUGUAGGGAAAGCUCUGCCUUUCAGGAUGGGUGACCCGCUGUACCCAGCAUGUUAAUCUGUGUUUGCACAUGUUUGAAUUGUCCUUACUUAGCAGCUGAUGGAAAUACUGAAAUGCUGAUCUUUAAGGAAGAUGUAGAAGGAGGUGGCAGUGAAUGAAAAUAAAAAAGGGAAUCCUGUUCCUUUAUCUUUGUUAAAAUGUAUUUGCUGUUAUGCUUUUUGUUACUCACUUGAUCAAAACAAAAAUCUCUUUCAUAAAUGAUAGUGUCUUACUUGAAGAAAACAUUCAAAAUAUUUUACGGUGUAUCCUAAUUUGAAACAUUCUUUUCGUAUAUGGAGGAGGGUAAACUUAAUCAUAUUUCUUCCAUUAAAUCCAAAUGCAAGCUUUUAAGAAGGAAAAAAUUACCUAUUCAGUGCAGUCAGUGACUUUAGUUGGAAAAACAGAUUGUGAAACAAGUAAUGCUUUUAGUGACUUCAGUCGAUGAAGCCGUGUCCUUUGAGAAACACCAGCAAGUCCCUUAUCUCUGUCCAGAGGUAAGUUGAUGUCUGUGUAAUGCUGAUGAUUCCAGGCCUGAUUAUACAGGUCUAGAUUGGCUGCAUAUUGCUUACAAGCUGUUUUUAAACCUCUGCUCAAUCCUGCUGGCAGCAGGCAGAAGGUCCAGCCUGACCAUUAUUCAUCCAUCCAUUUUUAUUCUUCGUGACAGGAGUUUUUGUAACAGACGCUCAGUGAUGUGUUGCAGCAUUUGGACAUUGUCACCUGAAGGUAAACAGAAAAAUACACCAUUUAGAUUUCCCUGUGGACCUCUGAGUUUAUCCUGCAGCACCAAAACCCCAACGCUGCUGCCUCUCUCUUGCUCCAGUGUCAGAGCUUGUUUUGUUAUCCUGCUGCUGCUUGACAUGCAACUGGAUGCCCGUGUCUGGUAGGACUAAGGAGAACAAACAAGAGUUUUUAUAGCAUUCAGGAUGAAGUAGGAAUCUACACAAAUUUCAUAUUUCUGCUGUCUGUUUUAAGUGACUGAAGUACUGCAGUUGAAGGCAGGAGAUGCAAUUUUCCAGUUCACCAUGGGAGAUUUUUUAAAAUUUGUAGGUAAAUAGUCCUGCAACAAUAAUCAUGGUGAUGUGGGAGAAAAGGUUUCAAGGGAGGGAUAAUUGCUUAUAUUAGACUGACCAGGGGAUUGUGUAUUUCUUCCAACUAUACUCAUCUAAUAAAAGUCACUCCUCUUUUUACAAACAUACACACACACGGGUAUAAAGUGCACACACAACACACACAAGAGUUAGGCCUCUACACUAGAACACUAUAUAUUUAAAUACUGUUUAAAUUGUUUUAAAUGUAUAGUUUUACAUAAAAGGUGGGGUGCUGAAAAUUUCAGGUUUUAAUUUAGAUUUUAAUUUGCCCCAAAUACUUUUCUCAAGUGCUUUGGAAAGGGUUUCUCCUUUCUGCUUUGCUUGUGUCCAACACAGAAAAUGCCUUGUGUUCAUCUGCCUCUGGGGGACACUUUUUUCUUAAAUUCUUACUGAAUACUCUAUCAUGGAUCUGCCUUUAUUGCUAAAGCAUUUUCCUUUCUGUUUCUUGAACAGAAAAAUUACCAAAAUGUUGCCUUCCAUAGUAAACAUUUCACUUUUAAAGUCAAAGUAUGUAUAAUAAUUUUAUGUGGGUACAUAUCAUAAUAUACAUAUGUUAAUAUAUAAACUAUAAUGUAUUAUUAUAUUAUUAAUCAUUAAAAUAUAAUUUCAAACUAUAUCCCUCAGGAAAAUACUGUGAUUGCAAGCUUCUGAUUAUCUGUAGAAACUUUCCAUUGCAAUUGUAACUCACGAUGGCAAAGGAAAAGCAGUUGUAGAAGUGUUGUUAAAGGAGUUCAGUGCUUGGAAAACACAGUAUAUAAGAGGGAGAAUAGUGGCUAAAGUGAAAAAAGCUAAGAUAGACCAGUAAAAAUGCAUCUGGAUUUCCACCUCCAGUACUUUGUGCUGCACUUCACAGCUUCCUGCUGGAAGAGUAAAUACAUGGUAUAAAUGUCACUCUUAAUGCAUUUACUAUAUUUGAAAUGUUGAGAGAUUUCGUGAGCAGGGGAGGUGCAUUCAAGGCAGUCCUGCAAUAAAAAUGGCUCCUUUACCUUUUGGUUUA